Messenger RNA from Neoarthrinium moseri, 834 nucleotides. RefSeq lists its product as uncharacterized. The record is from RefSeq and is a predicted model, not a curated record. The coding region runs from base 1 to 834 and encodes 277 amino acids. The transcript has 2 exons. NCBI's taxonomy places the organism in Eukaryota, Fungi, Ascomycota, Sordariomycetes, Amphisphaeriales, Apiosporaceae.
AUGUCUUCAGAGACGUCAAGUUGCUCAAGUCAAAUCACUCUCGUUGCUUUUCCUUCGUCUUACAAUCGCCAGGUCUCCAUUAAAAGCUACUUUCAUGCUCUCAAGGGGGUAGCAAUCGCCAGAAAUCUCAUCAAUGGCGGUACCAUUACAUCAGGCUAUCGUCUGCUAUCUGCAGUCUAUCCAACAGUGCAAAAGUCACCCAAAGAUGCUAAGAAGCAAUGGGAGUGCUUUUACUGGUCCAUGUCUGCCACGGUGCCGUGCAUAGACUUGGCCACCACCAUCAUCAGUGGUACUAUUGCAUACACCGAAUACCAGGUGAACAGCGCGGGUCUGCUCUGGAAGAUCUGGGCUACGGCGGCGGGAAUAAUGCCGAUUGACUGGGUGUGGGUGAGGAAGGUGAUGCUGGUGGCAUCGAAUGAGUUGCUGGCGAUCGCCAAACCAACUCCUGACGGGACGAUACCCUUGAAGACCAGCCCGCAGAAAACGCUGGACCUCUUGAAGGAUAUCAAUGCGCAGAUGAGCCUCAGAAUGAUGUUCCCAUGGGUCCGACGCGUGAGCGCUGGAGUCGGCAUCACUAUCCGAAGUCAUCGGCAUCCUCCUGACCAGGCCACUCAGUCACCACUCUCUCUUUGUCUCGUGUCCGCCUCGGAUCGCCUCCAAUUUUUUUCGUUAGACUUGCUUCCUUCCGUGGUCAUCAUGAAUCCCGUCUUAGUCCAAGCGGCCGCCGUAUUCUUGGCCGCAGCCGGCACCCGCGAGUCUCCGGUGCAGCGCAAGACCUUUGCCUCGCUCACCAACGGCAAGAAGCUGGCUUGUCUGAACGCCAAAGCCUGCUAG